This is a messenger RNA of Dermacentor andersoni, 8882 nucleotides long. RefSeq lists its product as uncharacterized. Gene Ontology annotation, molecular function: DNA-binding transcription activator activity, RNA polymerase II-specific; RNA polymerase II cis-regulatory region sequence-specific DNA binding. Gene Ontology annotation, biological process: regulation of transcription by RNA polymerase II. Lineage: Eukaryota; Metazoa; Arthropoda; Arachnida; Ixodida; Ixodidae. Gene Ontology annotation, cellular component: nucleus. The record is from RefSeq and is a predicted model, not a curated record.
CAACAAAAUACGGAGACGUACAAAAGCACAGUUCGCGAUAGGGGAUCAUAAAUGUUGGGCGCGGUAGUUCAUAGUGUUCUUUUUUUCUUUUUUUAUUGUUUAACCUAGGCAGGAAAUUAUAAAUAGUAUAAUUGCAAGGGCUUGGUGGCGCAACCCACCGCCCCGUUCCAAAGGGGACGCUCAUAACAUCGAUCCACUUAUCCACCCACCCAGAUUCAAAGGGUUGAACCUCAUUCAUCCAUCCAUCCAUAUGAAGUGGCUGCUUUCUUGGAGUAUCUAGUGAGAAACUAUGUUUCGGAGAACAUCGCAGAAGUUUGUGAAGGUGUUCUGUGAUCGCAGUUGGUUGUGUAUUCUAUGACCGCUCUCUCGCCCCAGCGCGGGCGCGACAGUAGGCGCACUGUCGGAGCACCUCAGUUCUUCCGCCGUAGCCGUAACGCAUCUGGAACAAAGGCCUCACAAAUGCGAUGAGCCUAGCUGAAAGUAUCACUGCCAAAACGGCAUGCCUCGCCCCUUCCAAGGUCUUCAAUCAGGUCGAGGUUGGCACGCAGUGCAGCUUGCCUCUGGCUGACAAGUCUGUCGGGUGCUGCUUCAAAGCUGGGAUCGAGUCUAGGAGCGUGCAGACUACGGAGGCUGUGGAUCAGUUACACUUCAUCUCAGCAUCGAGGCCUGCUAUUUCUCCAUCAACUGCCAAAUGUGACAACUCAAAGCAAGGAGGCCUCCACCGAUGUCAGCUAUCUGACUGUGAGACUGAUCAACAGUUUUGUCUGGAAGCACAUGCCAGCGUCCAUACAGGCAAGAAGCCAUUUCAGUGCCCUUCAUGCCCUCGGAGCUUCUCAAAAAGAUACAACCUAAAUGUUCACCUGUCCAUUCACACGGGUAAGCGGCCAUUUCAAUGCCCUUCAUGCCUGCGGAGCUUCUCGCAAAAAAUCCACCUGAAAAACCACCUGAGCACCCACACAGGUGAGAAGCCAUUCGCGUGCUCUUUGUGCUCUUGGAGCUUCCCACGAAAGGCUGACUUGAAAGAGCACCUGCGCACCCAUACAGGCGAGAAGCCACAUCAGUGCCCUUCAUGCUCUCGGAGCUUCUCACGAAAGGGCAACCUUACAAAACACCUGUGCACCCACACAGGUGAGAAGCCAUAUCAGUGCUCCUUAUGCUUUCAAAGCUUUGCACAAAAGACCCACCUGAAAGCCCACCAGCACACCCACACAGGCGAGAAGCCAUACCAGUGCCCUUCGUGCUUUCAGAGGUUCUCACAAAAGAUGCAGCUGAAAGUCCACCUGAGCAUUCACACAGGCGAGAAGCCAUAUCGAUGCCCUUCAUGCUCUCAGAGCUUCUCACAAAAGGGCAACCUGAAAGUCCACCUGCGUACCCACACAGGCGAGAAGCCAUUUCAUUGUCCUUCAUGCCUUCAGAGCUUCAUACGAAAGACCAGCCUGAUAUGCCACCUGCAAACCCAUACUGGUGAGAAGCCCUAUCAGUGCCCUUCAUGCUCUCGGAGGUUCUCAUUGAAAAGUGCCCUGAACGUACACCAGCGCAUUCAUACAGGUGACCGGCCAUAUCGUUGCACCGUCUGCUACAAGUCCUUUACGCGAUCUGAUCACUUGAGCAGACAUAAGCAUAGAGCAAAGCACCAUGAUAUUGUAGGGUAGAUCAUUGACCAUGUUGAACUAGUCUGAAUUGAAUAUCUAUGGAUGUGUAGCAUAUUUGAUAGGUUUGUACUGCAUCAGGAAGCACAAGUGAUGUGAUCUGCUUUCGAAGUUCUGUAUUUUUUUUCCAUAUGGUCUUUUGGUACAUAUGAACUUGUUCUGUUGUAUGCAUUCAUGUAUUUGUUGCCUCUAUGCUCUGGUAUACAUUGUUCAUUCUGAAGACUCUUUUGAGCUUAUUCUGUCCGUACUUUUUUUAAGAAUGGGUAUUUUUAUGGAGCAAUUGAUUGUUCAACAAGUUACCUUCCAACUGUUUGUUUCAUCAGAGCUCCAAAUAAAUGUCUGUGUUUCAUGAGUAUUUGUUGACUGUUUUGUGUAUUUUAGUACUUGAAUGGCAGCGUACAGUAUAGUCUUGUUAGCAUUUUAUUGUAUCGGGGACUGCAACAAAAAUUGAGUGGUGGCAAUUGAAAGUUCAUAAUUAGCGCAGAAGGCACUUGCUAUAACUAAUAUAAACGAAUAAUUGAAGCCUCAAGUUGAAUGUCAAGUCAUCCAUGCCUAAUUCAUUCCUACAUUUUAUUUCAACUAAUGUAUCAGCAUUUCUAUAAGCACUAGUGUGACAUAUCUGUAGAAAUAUUUCUAUAAAGUUUACAUAUUGAACCAAGCAUACACCUGCACUGUCUAAUACAUUUGUGUGCACAAGGCAAGAAAGUGGGCCAAUCCUGCCAAUUCAGGAAAGGUUCUUUCUGAAUUGCAGUUGUGCCAGUCUCUCAUAAGACAUUUCCUCGCAACGAAAUUUUACACAGGGCCUGUGUUUAAUGUAAUAAAUCCAAGAAUCGACUGUUUUGAUUAAGGGUGUGUGAAUAUUUGUUGCUUUUGAAUAGGAACUUUAUAAAUACAAAUAUCUUCUAGUAGCCUUGGAACACCUAAAACCUUCCUGCACACAAGCAGCCUUAAAUGGAAAUAAAGGUACAAUAAAUUUCACCCCCGUGGGCAUAGUAUAGGCAUAAAAUAUCUAAACGUGCAGGAGCUGGACUUUCCUGGCUAUGUAGGGAUCAUUUGCACUCCCUGAAGAGCCUUUUGUGUGUGAGCAAAUUCCCCAUUUGUUUUAGCUCCAUUUGUGCUUUUAGUAAACAAUCCUUCAUAACGUGCGACGGAACGAUGGGAACUUGCCAAUGUUAUGAACACUAGGAUGUGCACAUUGUUUUGUGCAUAUUUUGAUAUUAGCUGUUCAUUUUUCUAAAAAUAUUUGAGCUGUAUUCUGCAUUUGGGCCAGAAGUUUCACUUCUGGCCCUUUUCGAUUCGUAUUCCAUUCAAGCUGAAAAAUUACUUCUAUAUUGGCUAACAUGUACCUACAUGUAAUAAAUAAACGUGUGAGGCUUUUUUUUCUUUUUUGCCAAGUUCCACAACUAAGGAUUACUUCCACAUCCAGUCAGCCAUCAGCUGUACCAACACGUUACCAUUUCAGUGCAGGUUCUUCUUUCAAAGCUUCUUUGUAACUUGUGAACUCAAAUAGCAAUUUGUGCACACAGUUAAGCCCCGUAGGUGUCUAUGUGUUAAGUAAAAUCUGAACUGGGAAUAUGCAUAUGUGUGCAGAAGCUGCAUGGCAUUCUGUUACACAAGCAUUACAGUAUGCUCAGAUAUGUUGAGCUGCCGGGUUAAUUCAUAGCAUGUUCCAGCACAAUGUGACAAGCUGUUUCAUUAGACAAUUUUAGAAUGGCGUUUGCAACCAAACCUAAAUGCAUUACAUACAUAAAGAAAUAGCGUCGUCCUCACUGCACAUGCUGCGUACAUUAUGAGAUCCUGUGAUGUAUGUGCACUAUGAUAACGUAAGUUUUUUGCAAGUUUAACGUUCGUAAUGUUUAUGGACGCUAAGAAAUACCGUUGUCGAACAUGGUUGCAUCUAUGCAUCCCGCUUUAGCGUGAAUUCUCGUGAUGGCUACACUCUCACUUGCAUUGAUCACCAGUGGCUAUUGUAAUCAACGUUCGCUUUCUCUAAACUCACCUGAAGGGUUAGUUAUGAGCGCACAGCGCGUCCAUUUUCCGAGAUCGUUUGGCGAUUCGAGCACUCAUAGGCCUAGCAUUUGGAUCUUGGAGCCUGUGGAUCUGCCUUAGUAUUGCUGCUGAGUCUGGGUUUGGGCUCCAUUAUAUGCAAUUCGAUGUGUCAUCCUUUACUUUCGAGGGCCUUUUCUUUUGAUGAAGUAUGUACAAUGAUAUAUGGACAUAUAUAUGGACUAUAUAUGUAUAUAUGGGAUAUAUAUACAUAUAGUGUUAAAAAGAGAACUGAUGAAUUCGCUGCAUAUUUGCAACUCGCUGAAUCUGUUGGUAGUUCCGAAAUUUUUCCAUCUGGUUUUCACGUCUACCGUUCCGAUUGGAAUAUGCAUGAUGUAGUCUUUCUACUUGUUGGUUAGGGCACACAGUCGUCUCCCAUGUUAAUCCCAACCGAUUGUCCCGAGUCAGUUCGGUGCAAUAUCCGAUUUCAAACUGGGCAGUUGCUGACGGUUGGCUCCUUUUACCGUUCCCCCGCUUCCACAUUGCCUGAGACCUUCACAGCCCUUUCAGAGUUUCUUUCUACAAUAAAUAAUGACUAUCUUAUUGACGGUGAUUUCGAUAUGCCUGACAUGAGGUGGGUUCCCAACAAGCCUGUCCUUGUUAAUUCAUCCGCUCUGUCUAUAGCAUUCCGCGAGGCAAUAGUUACCAGCGAUAUUUGUCAGUUUGUUCUCAACCUACCAGGUGUGGUCCAAAUAGCUCUUCUGUGUUAGGUCUGCUUUUCUCAAACCAGCCAUUGCUUGUAUCUUACAACGCCGUAAUUCCUGGUAUUAGUGACCAUGACUGCAUUGUAGCACAUGUUCAGAUCAUCCUCUUCUCAUGUGCACAUGAUCACCGAAGGAAGAUAUAUUUUUUUUAGAAAGGCAAUUAUGUUUCAUUAUCUAAUGGUCUUGCCAUCGUCCUGCAGGAAUUCAGUCACUUCGCUCAGUCUGCAGAUUGCAAUACCCUAUGGGAUACAUUUUGCUUCACACUAAAGCAGUUGGUUGGCACACAUGUUCCAUGUAAACAUUUGUCUGCAAAAAAACGUAGAGGUAAGCCUUGGGUUACUCAGGAGGUCAAGCGAUUGAUUAAUAAGAGACAUUAUCUUCUGAAUGCGUACAGAAAGCAGCGUAAACCUUCCGUAUUUAUAAUGCUGAAGUCCCUUGGAAAAGAUAUAAAAGUAAAAAACAAGGUUGCUAAGGAAAAAUACUUAGCAUUGGGCCCGAAGUUACAAAAUAACCCAAAAGAAAUGUGGAAGUGUUGAAAAACAAUUAGCAAAGGAUCAAUUGGCAUCCUGAGCUUAAAAAAUGGCAGUGUACUCCUUACUCAUGACUUCAAUAAAGCUUCUUGCUUCAAUCUUUGUUUUCAGUCUUCUUUCACAACUCCCUGUCAUAAUGAAUUAUUGCGUACUCCCGACAGUGUGUUCGAACCUAUGCCAGAACUGGUUGUGACACACGGUAGUAUACUUGCGUUACUUGGCAAUAUAAAUGCUUCUUCUGCAAGUGGUCCUGGUGGUAUACCUUCUUGUGUGUUAAAGGCUUGUUCUAACAUAAUAGCCUAGUAUAUGGUUAUUAUGUUUGAGAAAUCGUUAAGUACUUCUUGUUUACCUGAGGAGUGGAAAGUUGCAAAUGUGGUACCAAUCCGUAAAAGUGGCCAGAAAAAGAUUGUCUCCUACUGCAGGCCAAUUUCUCUUAACGAGUGUGUGUAGUAAAACACUGGAGCACAUAGUGUACAGUGCCAUAAUAAAACAUCUAGAAAACAAUGCAGCAGAACCCCGGUUAUACGUCCCCCAGUUUUGUGACGACCUGGGUUUUACUACAGAUUAGCGCAGUCCCAGCGAAGUCCCCAUAGAAGCAAUGCAUUAAAAAUCCCGGUAAUCCGACGCAAUUUUACGCCUGACCCGCGUUAUAAGACAACCCUCGCGAAGCGCUGGAUGGAAUGGCGGACGAAAGAAAAGUGCCGCGGGUCUCUUUCCUCACUCUGUCUCUCCUCAUGCAUGCACAAGGCAAGAAAUUAGGCCAAUCCUGCCAAUUCAGAAAAGGUUCUUUCUGAAUUGCAGUUGUGCCAGUCUCUCAUAAGACAUUUUCCACCAGAUAUACAUGGUAAUGACUGUCAAGAAACACAGCAGCAAAACUCUCGAUAGCUCUCCCAACCUUUUGUUGGGAGAACCUGUGUCCACAAAAGCAAGUUACACUCAAAGCACAACAAUCGCUUGACACCGAUCGACCGGUUCGCUCUGGCGCAGCUUUCUUCCUUGCCUCGUCUCAUUGUUCGUUUCUCUCUGCCCCACCAGCAGCUGCGUGCGACGCUCACUGUGCUGAAGUAGCGCCUUUUCUUCUUUACAAUCACUUUCUCCCUCUCUUCUCGCCGGCAUCGCCUCUUGUCGCAUUGGGGAAGCGUUUCUCUCCUUCCAGUUUCCCAGCAGAAGAUCGCCAACAAGGUAGCGCGGAGAGGCCUAGGUUUAUCACACAUGUUCUUCGUCGUAAUCCUAGCGUUCAGCGGAGGUAUUGAGUUUUGUGGAGCAACACGAAGCACAACGGCCCGAAAGUGGACAGUUCUGUCGCUCGGCGAAAAGCUGAAUAUUAUCGAGGAAGCGGAAAAGCGGCAUGGAGCCAUGAAAGCCAGCACUGCCCGGGACCUUAAGAUACCUGAAUCUUCGCUUAAGACUAUCCUGACAAACAAAGCGGUGAUAUUGCAGAAUGCCAACAAGUUCGGGCUCAAGUGGAAAGCGGCAAAACGACAGCAUGAGAAGUUAGAAAAUGUUCUCGUCAAGUGGCUGCACCAAGCACUGAGCUCUGCGAUCAGCGUUGAUGGCGCCAUUCUAAAGGAAAAGGCGGACCUGGUGGCAUUGCGUCUAAGCAUCGACGACUUUCAGGCAUUGAACGGGCAGCUGGAUCGCUUUAAAAAACGAAACAGGAUUGUGUACAGCCGCUCCUGUGGAAAAAGCACUUCCAUGGACGUUUCGAUGGUGAAUGAGUAGAUGGAACUGUUGGAGAUGAUUGCUGCAUACAAGCCCUGCAAAGUUUUCAACGCCGAUGAGAGCGCUAUUUUUUACCAUAUGCAGCCUGAGCAAACCCUUGCAUUUAAGGGUGACAGCCGUCAUGGUGGCAAGCGUAGUAAAGACCGUGUGACGGCACUAUUCUGUGCUAACGAGGACGGUUCCGAGAGGCUGCCCGUGCUCGUUGUUGGAAAGUUUGCAAAGCCACGGUGCUUUAAGAACUUGAAGACGCUGCCAUGCAGCUACAACUUCAACAAAAAGGCGUGGAUGACGUCUUCGCUCUUCAGCAAUUUUUCGCAGCAGCUGGAUAACAAAAUGGGUGCUAAGGCAAGGAAAAUAUUGCUUUUCGUGGACAACACACCAUGCCACCCACUUGAUACGUCCAGCCUGAGGAACAUAAAGGUUGUUUUUUGGCCAACUGUACAAGCCGGCUGCAGCCGCUGGAUGCCGGCAUCAUUAAGUGCGUCAAGCAAGGGUACCGGAAGCAGUCAGUGCAGCGUGGGCUGGUGGCUACAGAGCGUAGCGAGUUGGAAAAAAGAUCACUGUGCUCGACGCCAUUCAUUUUAUUGCCAGUUCGUGGAAUGCAGUGUCGCGAAGCACAAUCGCUAACUCGUUCAAGCACUGUGGCUUUAAGCGAGAGACUGCCUUCUCUGCUGGGGACGCAACAACCUUGAUUCCACUCGAAGCCGAUGCAGGCUUUGCCGAUGACGAUUUCGAGUGUUUAAACCUCAUCGCGACCUUCGCCGGGUACGUGGAGGCUGACGACAAUGUUGCGAUCUGUGGCGAGGUGUCGCUGGAUGAUGCCAUUGAGGAGGCUUUGCCUAGUGCUGACACCGCUGCGACAUCGGACGAGGACGAAGCCACCACAGAUGCCGUCCCUGUGCCUACCACGUUUGCCGAGGUGCUACGGCACAUAGACUGCAUCCGGAACUUCAUCUGUACACGCGACGCCGUAGAGGACCUCCUUUUGGGCGUUGUCCAACUCGAGCGAAAGCUCUUGGUUCACGGAUCAAACAAGCUCCAAAAGAAACUCACCGAUUUUUCUAAAGUUCGCGUCGGCUGGCGGGAAUCGCAGCAGUGGAGUGCCGUAAAGGUUAGUUCGAAUAAAGCAUGAGUGGUACCUGUACUGCAGCAUUAAUUCUUAUCGCAUUUACCUUUUUGGUAAUUUGGGCUUCCUAUCCCUGCAGAGUAUGUUAGUAGUUUACAUUGAAGUUUCUCGUAAAUCCGUCGCGGGAAAUAUGUAGUAUUUUUAUACACAUAAUUUAUGUUCGGAUUUUAUGACACCUGCAUGUUAUGGUGCCUUUACACGGUCUAAAGAAAGUCUUAUAAUUGGGGUUCCACUGUAAUAUUUUUUUUUAGAAUAGUGGCAUGGUUUUAGGUCUGGUCGUUCUUGUUUGACACAGCUCCUAAAAUUCAGCCACAAUCUUUCUCAUGCAUUUGAUCUCGAUGUACAGACUGACUGUAUAUCUCUAGUUUUCAAAAAGGCAUUUGAUUCUGUUCCCAAUGUUUUGCUGUUACAUAAGCUAUCAUUCCUCGGUGUCUCUCCUUGAUUGCUUGAUUGGAUUAAAUGUCACAUGCAAGAACGCAUGCAAUGUGUUGUAAUUAAUAGCUCACAAUCUGAUUAUAUUGCUGUUACUUCAGGAGUUCUCCAGGGAUCUGUUUUGGGGUCAUUGCUGCUUCUAGUAUACAUCAAUGAUAUUGCUCAGGUUGUGUCAUGCAAAGUGUGUUUGUAUGUGGAUGGUUGUGUGAUUUAUCAUUGCAUUAGGUCUUCCACUGACCACGAGUGUGUGCAACGAAAUUUUGACUAUAACGUGCUGGUGGGCGAGGUGGCAAAUGUCUUUCAACCCCAGUAAGUGUCAAUAUGGCUCCUUUACACAUAAAAAAGAUCCAUACCUGUUUCAUUAUACAUUAGACACGUCCAGCUAUCGUGAGUAACUGAGUAUAAGUGUCUGGGUGUUUAUUUCUCAUCGAAUUUAACUUGGACUAAGCACAUUGAAUAUGUUACAGCAAAAUCCUGUAAAAUGCUAAAUUUUGUUAAUUGCAACUUCUGGUUAGCUCCUCCUUGAUUUUUAUCAAGGAAAGAGCUUGAAUUUUUGGGCAUAAUAGUCACAUAACUGUCUUUUCCUCCUUCCCUUCAGUGUGUUCUAUUGCAGUGGCGUCCCAGUGAGUAUAUAUAUACUCACCAGCUGCAAUAAAUCAAUUGUUGAAAGUUA